AAAGAGACACAUGGACUCUGGUGAGCCUUAUCCAUCCACAACCCCAAGACCUGCUGGCUUCACCAUGAAAGCCUUCACAAGCUUGGUGGCAGUGUUCGUUAUCGCACAGCUCGUUGGGACAGUGCUUUUUGGCUUAUAUCUUCACAUGAAGGUGGACAAGGUCGGAGAUGAGAUCAGCCUGCGGGAAGAUUUUGUGUUCCUCAGAAGACUACAGAAGUGUCGGAAGCCACAAGACGGUGAUGCAACCCUCCUGGACUGCGCAAAGAUACUGAGCAGCUUGCAGGACCUACUACAGGAUCAAAAGAGCAAGAUUCAACAAGAAAGCCUCCUAGCCAAGAGAACAGGUGACAAAAGGCAAGCUGCGAGCAUCCACCUGGCUGGCUGGAAGGGCAGCAAGAGAGUUUUGCAGUGGAAAAGGCCACCCUAUUCUCCAAUGGAUAAUGACACAUUUUCAUACCAAGAUGGGAAAAUCAAAGUUGGCAAAAGAGGACGGUACUAUAUUUAUUCCCAGGUUGCCUUUUGCACCAAGCCAGAGACGCAUGCAUCAUUCAGCCUCUACGUAUAUCUGAACCUUCCAUCAGAGGCAGAUCAGCUGCUGUUGAAAGGAGUGGGGACUCACGGCACAUCAGAUGAUCUGUGCAGCCUGCAGUCAAUUCAUGUAGGGAGAGUUGUUGAGCUCCAGGAAGGUCAUGUCAUCUUUGUCAAUGUGACGGACUUAUCUAGAGUGAAUUAUGACCAUGGAUAUACAUACUUCGGUAUGUCUGAACUAUCCUAGGAGAGGCUGAGAAGAUGGAGCUUUGUUGAACAAAGCUGGUCCCCCAAAUCCUAUUUAUAAUAACCCACUUCAUAUUUUGUUUUAUUUUUCCUUCCACCCUGUAUAUUUUAUUUUAUUUAUUAAUGAGAGCUGGAGCAUGGCUCCUCAGAACCAAAAUGUAAUACUGGAAAGCCAGGCUUCAACAGAUGCAGCACAGGUGUCAGAAGUUGCACUGGGCUUGUUGAUACGCUCCAUCCUAAGCACUUGUGUGCUGGCACAACAAGUCUUGGGAUUGCUUUUCACAUUGCUUCCACUUCCAGAGCUACUAGCCAAAUAGUUAGAAAAAUCAAAAUGCAACUCAUACUUUUCAGACAUGACACACAUAUCAUGGGGGAAAGCCCAUAGCUGAGUGGUGCAUGCUUUGCAUGCAAAAGGUCCUAAAUUCCAUUCCUGGCAUCUCAGAAUGGGGCGAGGGGAAACCUCUACUUGAAAGCCUGGAGAGCCAUGGCAAGUCAGAAUAGGCAAUACUGAUCAAGCUGUAGCUUUUGAGCUCUUAUUUUAGAAGCUACCACUGCAAAAGCAGCAAUUUUCCAACUCACCUUUAGCGUCACGGUCUUGACGUACAUAUGAUGCAGAGUUGUGUAACAUUAUUUUCCAAGACAGGAAAGAGCAUGUUAUGUGCAAGAGAUCUGACUGAAUAAGAGAACUUCACAAGCAGAAGGAGCUGCAGAUGACAAUGCUCAUGCAGCCCUUCCUGAACUUUAUGGAUGCCCCCGAGUCCAGCUAUCCCACGAUAUGCAUCUCACUAUCCCAAGUCGCAACUGGCAUGCAGAAAGCGCAGUAUAUGCUGGCUUGUGGGUCUUGUGCGGAGAGCUCAGGCAGAUCUUCCAUAGCAAUCCCACAUCCCAAAUGUAUGAGUGUACUUAAUGAUCAGUCUUUUUAUAAUGACCUUCCUAUAAUUUUUGUGAACAAUGUUUGAAACCUUGCUUAAUUUAGUGCAGUUCCUCCUUUGCAAGUUAAGUUGGAAAGAGAAAACAGUCUCUAAAAGAACUAAAAGUGUUUUGAAAAAGGUUCACUUCCCACAAGAUAUUCAGAUGCUUCUUUUGCCCCCAUUGUCACCUCUGGUCAAAGAGGUUUGGCAAGUUUUCAAAAGCAUAAAACCCUACAAAACCUAUUUAGCCUAGGUCAUAUGUGCAAUGAGUUUAUGGACCAUGAGUGCCAAUCCCUCUUUCAA
Molecule: messenger RNA, 1988 nt
Organism: Podarcis raffonei (Aeolian wall lizard)
Lineage: Eukaryota; Metazoa; Chordata; Lepidosauria; Squamata; Lacertidae
Gene: CD40LG
Product: CD40 ligand
Exons: 5
Coding region: 11-775 (254 amino acids)
Biological process (GO): immune response
Cellular component (GO): membrane
Molecular function (GO): tumor necrosis factor receptor binding
Source: RefSeq, a predicted model, not a curated record